Aethina tumida (small hive beetle) is the source of this 2679-nucleotide messenger RNA. Its product is annotated as phosphatidylinositol 4,5-bisphosphate 5-phosphatase A. NCBI's taxonomy places the organism in Eukaryota, Metazoa, Arthropoda, Insecta, Coleoptera, Nitidulidae. The record is from RefSeq and is a predicted model, not a curated record. The transcript has 7 exons. Bases 234 to 1568 code for a protein of 444 amino acids. Gene Ontology annotation, biological process: phosphatidylinositol dephosphorylation. Gene Ontology annotation, cellular component: plasma membrane; ruffle; cytoplasm. Gene Ontology annotation, molecular function: phosphatidylinositol-4,5-bisphosphate 5-phosphatase activity.
UAGAUUAAAAUUUAUUGUACUUUCCACUAAUUUCGACAAUUAUGCUAUAUAUGCAACCCCUAUUGUACGUAUUAUGUAAACUGAUCAAUUUUACAUGUUUAUUUUAUGGAUUUUGUAUCAACCAACAAUGACAUUUACGUAGGUUUCCCGUCCAAUCAAAACAAAACAAAUUUGACAUUUAAUAGUCUAACUGUGUAAUUAUCUGUGGAAUCAGUUUCUUGCCUAUUCUAAAAAUGGACAACUUAAGAAUUUACGUGGCGACAUACAACGUAGGAACCGAAAACCCCAAAGAUACCAGCUUGCAUGACUUACUUUCGUUCAAAGAUGACCGAAAAAUGGAUAAAAUACCCGAUAUCUACGUGCUGGCGUUCCAAGAAGUCAAUGCUCAGCCCCAUAACAUGUUGAGGGAUUCUUUAUUUGAUGACGCCUGGACCAAAGCCCUGAAGGACCUUUUACAAAUCAAGGACUACGUUAAGAUCAAGUCAAUUAGGUUGCAGGGAAUUUUGCUCAUACUAUUCUCAUUGAGGAAGCACAUUCUGAAUAUUAGGGAGGUGGAAAGUGAAUACACAAGAACUGGACUCUCUGGAAUGUGGGGUAAUAAAGGUGCAGUCAGUAUUAGAUUAAACAUUUCCGGCUGUUCCUUGUGCUUCGUCAAUUCCCAUUUGUCCGCCCACGAUGGCGAAUUGGAUUCGAGAAUCGAUGACUACAAUAAAAUAAUCAAAGAUCAAGACUUUCACAUUCCCGAAACAUCUAAAAUCCUAUUCCACGAUUACGUGUUUUGGAUGGGAGACUUGAACUUCCGUUUGAUGGAAGAGUACGAUCAGAUGCCUGAAGAGAUCGAUCGCACGAUCAAAAAGAAGGAGCUCAAGAAGCUGUUCGAGCACGACCAGCUUAGGCACGUGAUGAAAGAGCAGAAGGCCUUCAGCGAACUGACCGAAAAAGAACCGGACUUCCCGCCCACGUUUAAAUACGAAGUCGGUACUCAUCGUUACGACUACAAGAGGAGGCCCGCCUGGUGUGAUCGAAUUUUGUACCGUGUCAACGCUAAGAAUUACGAGAACAUCACCCUGAAUGUGGAUCAGUUGAGUUACAAGUCGCAUCCGUCGUAUUGUCUCAGCGACCACAAGCCCGUUUCUGCUGAGUUUCUAAUAAAAAUUCGUCCUCCAUCUCUUGGUAAGGUAUUUUCAGAUUACAUUGAAUCGACUGUCGAAUUCGAAGAAAUUACCAGCUGGAACGAAGAGGACGAGAACAAGGCAGCGUACAAGGUGUCCGGCCACUUAAGAACCGACGUCCAAGAUUGGAUAGGCAUCUUCAAGGAAAAUUUCACCGCUCUGGAUGAAUACGUGGCAUACGAAUACGUGAGCAAAUGCAGUACGCCUACUGGUGAAGCUCAGCCGGCGACUUUUUCACCGCGUCAACCUCAAAGAUUCGAAGUCACGUUCUCCGAACUGCCCAACCAGUGCAAGGGCAAAUAUUGUUUGAUUUAUUUCAGACAGUCCGAGGAUCAAGUUAGUAGCGUGUUGGGCAUCAGCAACGCAUUCCCCAUCGUCAAGAAUCACAGUGAUUAAAUUCAUUACGUCUUUAAUUAUUCUGAAUGGGGUGGGAUGAGAAAAAGGGUAGUUCUGGGAUGCAAUAACGUUUAUGGUUGUUACAUGUAGAUUUUAUUUAUACAAUUUCAGUUCCCACUAAAAAAUUGAUUAUUGGAAUUGCUGAAGAGGCGUAAUAAUGCAUUUAUUAUUUUAAGUAAAAAAACUAUUUAGAUUUUAUUAUAAAAAUGACAAUUGAUUGAUAGUUCUAUAGUUUUUAACUUAAUUGUAUAAUAAUAAUAAUAAUUGUAAACAAUUAGUAAGUGUACUUAAAAAAUGUUAGAUUACUUUUAAUUAAUUACUUAAAAUUACAAGACCUAAUAUGACAUAAAUUCUUUAUAUUACCAUUUAAGAUUUAAACAAUUUAAGAACAUAUUUUAAUUAAUACACUGAAUUAUUUCUAAGUAACACAAAAAGCAGCUAAAUAUGUAAGUGAAAUUUUGUGUCUAGAAAAUAUAUAAUUAAAAUAUAAUAUAUAAUAUCUGCAUCCACGUCAGUCUUUGCGUCUGCGUUUUGAGACUAGUCAAAUUUUAAUAUUUAUUCUUCAAAGAAAGCUUGCUGGCAAAUAACAGGAAUGCUAUCCGACUAAAAUGUAUAUAAAGUAUUAAAAAUCGUAUUAAAGAAAUUAUAUACUGUUUGAACAAAUCCCUAGCAGUAUUUGCUUGUAAUAUUUAUACACUAAAAGUAAUUUAUAUAUUUUUAUAUAAAUAUAAAUUUUAUGCUUUAUAUCUAGUUGUACAAAUACAUGUAUGUAUAGUGGAGUAAUUAAUAUGGUUAUUUUUAUAUUUGUUGUUUAGUUGCAAUAUCUCUAUUUGUUAUUUAGUUUUUUAACAUUAAGAUACAGGAUUAUAUUACUACACGUCUCUCUUAUUCAUUUUUAAUAUUUUUAAGUAUUUGUCACAUCCACAUUUGCUUUGAUAAAUUUAGAAUCAAAAGGUAUGUAUUUCAAGAUGAACAUUUAAAAUUAAUAGUUGCAUUCUGAUGUUUAAAAAGUACAAUUUAUUGAUUUAGUUUAUAAAUGAUCAUUUUGAAAAUAAUAGUUACUAAUGUUAAUGUUCAACUUGUUGAAAAAUAUAUUCUCUUAUUGCUAUAA